Messenger RNA from Malurus melanocephalus (red-backed fairy wren), 765 nucleotides. Its product is annotated as ribosyldihydronicotinamide dehydrogenase [quinone]-like. Gene Ontology annotation, molecular function: NAD(P)H dehydrogenase (quinone) activity. The record is from RefSeq and is a predicted model, not a curated record. The transcript is spliced from 6 exons. Gene Ontology annotation, cellular component: cytosol. Lineage: Eukaryota; Metazoa; Chordata; Aves; Passeriformes; Maluridae.
CUCCCGGGCCGGCCCGGACGGAACGCCGGGAACAGUUGGACUCGAUGAUCCUUUUGGGUCCCUUCCAGCUCUGGAUAUUCCAUGAUUCUGGGAAGGGCCGCUCCCAGCCCCGCCGCAGGUGUGCGCCGGGCCCCGGGGAGCAGACAGUACCAGAUUGUCAGGAGAGGAGCUCCCCGGCGCUCCCCAGCAAUGGCAGGGAAAAAAGUCCUGAUAGUCUAUGCACAUCAAGAGCCCAAGUCCUUCAAUGGAUCUUUGCUGAAGAUUGCUGUGGAAGAAUUGACCAAGCAGGGCUGCAGUGUCAYGGUGUCRGAUUUGUACGCCAUGCAGUUUGAGCCCAGAGCAACAAGAAAUGACAUUGUUGGUCACCUGCACAACUCAGAAGCAUUCAAUUAUGSUGUGGAGAYRUGGGAAGCUUACAAGAGAGGAGGUUUGUCCAAAGACCUGGUUGAAGAGCAGAAGAAGGUGCAGGAAGCAGACUUGCUGAUUUUUCAGUUUCCCUUGUUUUGGUUCAACAUGCCUGCGAUCCUGAAGGGCUGGAUGGAUAGAGUCUUGGUCCAAGGCUUUGCUUACGAUUUGUCAAAGGCUURUGAUGGUGGUUUGCUCCAGGACAAAUUAUCCCUGUUUUCUUUCACCACGGGAGGAAGCAAAGAGAAGUAUGCAAUCAGAGGUGAUAUUCGCUAUCUCCUAUGGCCCAUGCAGGUAUAAUAUAUAAAUUUUUGGUUACUGUUUACCUUAAUUUUUAUUAUUCCAGCUAUUUCUAAAUGA